AUGGCGGUAAAUGCGCAUACAAGAGGCAGGCGCAAUACAAGGCAAGAGAGCAAAUACGGAAGAACAAGGGUACUCGUUAUUAUUGAUAAGGAUCUUCUGGGCCUGCACGCCAUGAUGGAGUGCCUCUCAAACAUGAUUUUCACACGCAAACAUUUUAUGACAAUGGACUUUUUCCAGAGCAAUUUUUUAUCAUCGUGCUACGAAAUUAUCCCAAAACUGCUCUACAUGCCGCAAAAUCUUCAAAAAAACUUCAUGAUGCGCAGAUAUAACAUGGAGGAAGAACAUGGAUUCAAAUUCCUCAGAUCCAUUAAAAUGUUUAGGAUCUUUUCUGAAACGACAAUUGUUUCUAAGCCGGAUCAACUAUAA
Helobdella robusta is the source of this 366-nucleotide messenger RNA. RefSeq lists its product as hypothetical. The record is from RefSeq and is a predicted model, not a curated record. The coding region runs from base 1 to 366 and encodes 121 amino acids. NCBI's taxonomy places the organism in Eukaryota, Metazoa, Annelida, Clitellata, Rhynchobdellida, Glossiphoniidae. The transcript has 3 exons.